AUAAAAAUGAAAAUCACCAUUCACAGCUUUGCUUCAAAUCUCACAACCAAAGCUCCAAGCCCAAUUAAAAAAAAAAAAAAAAGUAAGAAAAGAAGAGAAAUUACUUCAGAAAUUGAAAGAUUGAUAUAAAAUAAAAUGCCCAGUAAUUGCAGCAUAAGGGCUCUCUGGAUUCUCAACAAUCAAGAUUCUGUUAUUUUCUCAAGGAAAUUUCCGGUGGUGGAGAAGCGGUGGCGGGUCGCAUGUGAGAAAGAAAUUAAAAGCUCCGGUGACGAUAAAUUUAAGUAUAAUAUAGCGCCUUAUGAUUCAGAGUUCGCUGCUGCGUUUGUUGACCGCAAAAAGAGGGAGGGAUCUGCCAGGGGCUAUGGCCUACGUGUCAGUCAAUCUGUUGUAGGAUCGGAUUCAUGGGUCGACGAUCCAAUUACCCGUCAUAUUAUAAGUCUUUACAUUAAUAAAGAAGAGGAAAGCGAGGGUUGUCUAUUAUGGCCUUUAGUUUUGCACAUGAAGGGUCCAUACUGCAUUCUUGUUCUGCCGUUAGUUGAACCUCAUCAUUUGAAAUCCUAUGCAAGAAUGUGCAAAAGAUCGGAUUGUGGAAAUUCUGUCAAAGAAGAUGAAAGUUUAUCUUCCCUCUUGCUUGAUCUUCCAUCCAUCACAGGGGCUUUUAUUGUGGCACAUACAAUAGGAGACAUUAUAACAGGUGACAUCACAGAGCCUGAAGUAUUCGUGAGUGCCUCUCCAUCAGUUGGAGGACUGCUGGAUUCCCUCACUGGCAGUAUAGGGAUUUCAGGUAUCUCAGCAAGAGCCAAACCUGUAGCAGCAUCUGUUGCAGCCUCCACUGCUUCCGGAACUGCUGUGAGUGGAGCUGCAAUGUCUGAUUCUCAAAAAAUAGGUUCGAGGCCCUUGGACAAAGAUGCACUUCGUUCUUUCAUCAGUAGUGCAAUGCCUUUUGGUACUCCCCUGGACCUCAGCUAUUCAAACAUUUCUGCAAUCAAGACUGCAGGCUUUUCUUCAGCAGAUAUGCCUCCUGUAGACCGCAAGCAACCAGCAUGGAAGCCUUAUCUUUACAGGGGGAAGCAGCGGAUUUUGUUUACAGUUCAUGAAACAGUUCAUGCUGCAAUGUAUGAUAGGGAUGAGAUUCCAGAUAGCAUAUCGAUUUCUGGCCAAGUGAAUUGCCGGGCAGAUUUAGAAGGGUUGCCUGAUGUUUCGUUCCCAUUGACAGGGUUGGACACUGCUCGUGUUGAGUCAUUAUCCUUUCAUCCUUGUGCUCAAGUUCCAGAGCAUGGGGGUGAUAAGCAGGCUGUGACAUUUUCACCGCCAUUGGGAAAUUUUGUUCUGAUGCGUUAUCAGGCUUUUUGCUCUGUUGGGCCUCCAGUAAAGGGUUUUUAUCAGCUUUCAAUGGUCUCUGAAAAUGAAGGUGCAUUUUUAUUUAAGCUGACCCUCAUGGAAGGUUACAAAGCUCCUCUAACAAUGGAGUUCUGUACUGUGACUAUGCCUUUUCCAAGGAGAAGGGUGGUUUCCUUUGAUGGGAUGCCUUCUGUUGGAACAGUAUCCACCACUGAACAUUCAGUUGAAUGGAAAAUAAUAACCGGUCCUCGAGGAGUUUCUGGGAAGAGCAUUGAGGCAAUUUUUCCUGGGACUGUUAAAUUUGCUCCAUGGCAAACUCAAAGGCUGAAUUCCUCUGUGUCUGCAUAUACUGGUGUUGCUGAUGAAGACAGUGAUCUUGAAACAGAGUCCAGUAGUAACAUUGUAAAUGUGGAGGAUUACUUAAUGGAUAAAAUGAACAAGGACCUUCAAGCAGUAGAUCUAGAUGAGCCUUUUUGCUGGCAGGCAUACGACUAUGCCAAAGUAUCUUUCAAGAUUGUGGGACCAUCUUUAUCAGGAAUGUCUAUUGAUCCUAGAUCUGUAAGCAUAUUUCCAUCAGUCAAGGCCCCUGUGGAAUUCUCAUGUCAGGUUACUUCGGGGGAAUAUAUUUUGUGGAAUACAUUGGGUAAGUGCCCAGUGGUGGCCACACCAAAAGUGUAGAGGGUUAGUGGCAAUUCUCAAACAUCUUGUUUCUACGAGGCAAUCUUUUCUCUCUCUCUCUCUCUCUCUCUCUCUCUUUUUGGUAGAAGAUUUUAGUUUUUUGUUACGAAAAGUUGUGACCAAUUGAGCUUCAUUAUGUUAUAUCUUUGUAACAAGAUUGUUUGACAUUUAGUUUGGAAACUUGAGCAUGGACAAUUGGCUAGUUUUAUAGGAGCUGAGAGCCUCGGUUUAGUUUCUGUUAAUCAGAGUUUUGUAACAUGUUUCUCUGGAUCGCAAUAUCCCGAGUGAUCAAAAUGUUUUCUGAUCGAAUAUUCUUCUUUUA
Molecule: messenger RNA, 2341 nt
Organism: Olea europaea var. sylvestris
Lineage: Eukaryota; Viridiplantae; Streptophyta; Magnoliopsida; Lamiales; Oleaceae
Product: AP-5 complex subunit mu
Exons: 8
Coding region: 136-2019 (627 amino acids)
Biological process (GO): endosomal transport
Cellular component (GO): cytosol; AP-type membrane coat adaptor complex; lysosome
Source: RefSeq, a predicted model, not a curated record